Molecule: messenger RNA, 4612 nt
Organism: Dothidotthia symphoricarpi CBS 119687
Lineage: Eukaryota; Fungi; Ascomycota; Dothideomycetes; Pleosporales; Dothidotthiaceae
Exons: 4
Coding region: 94-4248 (1384 amino acids)
Biological process (GO): endosomal transport; endocytosis
Cellular component (GO): cytoplasm; plasma membrane
Molecular function (GO): actin binding; calcium ion binding
Source: RefSeq, a predicted model, not a curated record
ACCGUCGCCCGCACGCGUCUUCUACCUAUCUUUAAUAAUCGCCGCAUGCGCGACGCCUAAGCCGUGCAUUCGACCCGCGACACUUCGUCCACCAUGUUCUCAGGGUCCAACUCGUACUUAGGGGGCGGAAACAGCGCCCGGCCCGGUCAGCAGCAGUAUGGCCAGCAGCAACAGCAGCAGCAGUUCCAGCAGCCCGGCGGCUUCCAGGGCGGAUUGGGCCCUCAGCCGACGGGCUUUGGAGGAGGUCCAAUGCAGCCGCAGUACACAGGCUUCCCGGGCCAGCCGCAGGGCUUUGGGCAGCAGCUGCAGCCGCAGUUCACCGGCUAUCCAGGGCAGCAAUCGCAAUUCCAGCAGCCGGCGCCCCAGCAACAACCCUUUCAGACAGGCGCGCCGCCCCAGCAGCAGCCUCCCGCCCAGCCGCAGAGGCCACAGCCCACGGGCAUGACCUCGGCGCAGAUGGCCGACUCGUUCAGAGGCUCGUCGCAAUCGGUGCCCCCGCCCGUCCCCGCAAAGACGGGCAAGAUCCCCAACAUACGGCUGUCGUUCAUCACGGUGCAAGACCAGGCCAAGUUCGAGCAGCUCUUCAAGUCUGCCGUGGGCACUUCCCAGGCGCUGUCGGGCGACCAGGCGCGUGACCUCCUGAUGCGCUCCAAGCUGUCGGGAGAUGCCCUGUCUCAUAUCUGGACUCUGGCCGACACGACCAAAUCUGGCCAGCUUUUGUUCCCCGAGUUCGCCCUCGCCAUGUACCUGUGCAACCUCAAGCUGACGGGCAAGGACCUGCCGAAUACGUUGCCUGACCGCGUCAAGAACGAGGUCUCGGGCAUGGUGGAUAUCAUCUCGUUUGCUGUCGCAGAGGAGCAGUCGAACCGCCCUAGUGCAUCGGGUAACGCGCCCAAGUUCGACAGCUCGCAGAAUGUCCCUACAAUCCAGCAGCCCCAACCGCAGGCGUCGAACAGCCAGCUGCUGUCUUCUCUAGCUCCUCAGCCUACUGGAUAUGGUCAAAUGCCUAUGAUGCAGCCGCAGCCCACCGGGUUCGGGCAGGCUCCUGGAGGCUACAAUGGUCCGAGACCGCCCAUGCCUCCGAUGCCUACUGGUUUUGGGUCGAAUCUGACCCCCAAUCAGACGGGCAUGGCCCCUCUCAACGCGCAGCCAACAGGCCUUCCUGGUCAGUGGGGUUUGGUCAACACGCCUGCCACGGGGCUGCCCAACAUCGAGUCUCUUGCUGCGCGCAUGAUGCCUCAGACGGGGAGGGAGAGCAGCAACCACACUACCGUUGGCCUGACUGGAAAUGCGACCAUCCCAUGGGCUAUCACAAAGGGCGAGAAGAAGCUGUACGACGACACGUUCAGGGCUUGGGACGGCAUGGGGAAGGGAUAUAUCAGUGGAGAGCAAGCUAUUGAGAUCCUCGGACAAAGUGGGCUUCCGAAGCCUGAUCUUGAACGAGUAUGGACACUCGCGGACUCUGCUGAUCGCGGCCGGCUUAAUCUCGAUGAAUUCGCAGUAGCUAUGCAUCUCAUCUAUCGUAAGCUGAACGGAUACCCCGUCCCUAACCGUCUUCCUCCAGAGUUGAUCCCUCCGUCUACACGUAACAUCAACGACUCCAUUGGUGCAAUGAAGUCUCUGCUUCGUGGUGACGCUGAGGACAGAAAGAACUCUGGCGCAUUCCUUCAACCUCAGCGUACUGGUGUUAGCUACCUCAAGACCCACUCUUUCCGAGCUGGAAGUCCUGCAGCUGGUGGUCGCAAGGACGCCACUGUUUUCCGGAACAACGACGACAACAUCGGAUAUCGUUCGAGCGCUAGGCAUCGCCUUGGGGCUGACGGUCGAUCACCAUCUCCAAGUCCUGCCCCAGAACGAUCAGAUGAGAUGUCUCUCGAACAAUUAAAGAAAUCGGUCAAGGAGAAGCAGAUUCUCUUGGACGCAAUGGACAUUCGGGACGAGAAUGGCGCAGACGAGGACGAUGCUCUUGAUCGCCGAGACCGCCGAGAGGCUGAGGAUCUCUAUCGUCGCAUCCGCAGGAUACAAGAAGAUAUCGAUGCUCAUCCAAAGGCGUCUCUAAGAUCAACCGAUUCGGAUGCAGAGCGUCGCGCUCUCAAGCGCCAACUCCAGAAUCUGACAGAUCGCUUGCCGGAGCUUGCAUCCAACGUGCGCCGAACUGAGCGCGAAAUCGCCGAAGCGCAACUAGAACUCUUCAGACUCAAGGAUGCGAAAGCACACCCUGGAUCCGCAUCGUCAGUCGUUGGUACUGGCCCUGGUGGCGCCGUGACCGAAUCAGAUCGCUUGAAGGCUCGCGCGAAAGCUAUGAUGCAAGCACGUUCUGCCGCCUUGACUGGAAGGCCAGCUCCUGCUAGCGACGAUACUGGUGCUGCAACGGAGCGUCUAGAAAAAGAAAACUCGCGUAUCAGGGCUGAGAAGGAGAACAACGAGCGCAUGAUCCGUGAUGUGGAGGACAGCGUCAAUGAGUUCACCAAGGGACUGGAAGCAAGUCUGAAGGAAGGAGGGCAUGACAACAGCAGUGAGCACGAACGACGUAGGUGGGAGGAAGCUCUGGGGGUAGAAGAUGAGGUCAAGGACUUCAUCUUCGAUCUCCAGCGAAGCAGCCGAGCGUCUCGCGUUCGCAAGGAAGACUCGUCACGCGACAACCAUAGGCCGUCAGCUCGUUCAGAAGAACCCCGUUCCGUGUCGUCUUCUCGAUACGAUAGCCCUGCUCGUAGCGCUACAACCACGCCACGUCCUGCUACCUCAGCCACUAGGACCCCUGAAGAGCGUGCUGCUUUCAUUAAGCAACAAGCUGAGCAGCGCAUGGCUGAACGCCUGGCUGCCUUGGGUAUCCGAGCACCAACAAAAGCCGGCGAAACACCUCAACAGCGUGCAGACCGAGAGAAGAAGGAGCGCGAGGAGAAGCUUCGUCAAGCCGAGGAAGAAGAUGCUCGCCGCGAAGAAGAACGUGAAAGAAGGCUCAACGAUGAAUCAAUUGCACCACCUGUCUCGUCGAAGGGCAGUGGUAAGAAGCCAGCACCGCCUCCACCGGCCUCACGUAAGAACAAGGCAGACUUUGCACAACACGAUGUCCAGCAGGCCGAAGCGGAAGCAAAGAGAGCAGAGAAUGAAAUAGCUGAGAGAGCGAUCCGCGAGCAACAGGGGGCUCAAGAAGCAGAGACGAGGCGCAUGGAGGAAGAGGAACAUAGACAAGAAGAUGAGUUGGCCAAGGAACGUGAGGCUGCACAGACCAGGCUUCGUGCCUUGGAAGAGCAAGUGCAGCAAGGCAAACUCAAGAAAGCAGAGGAGAAGAAGCGUAGGGAAGGUGUCCAAAAAGAGGCAAAGCAGAAGGAGUCGAGAUUGGCCGCUCAACGUGCCGAGAUCGAGGCCGCUCGUGAACGCGAACGACAGCUGCAACUGCAACUGGAGGCUCUUGAUGAUGAGGAUUCAUCAGAUGACGAUGAUGGUCCCCAGAACAUCACUCCGCAAGACACUACACCCACCGCUAGUCAAGAACUGCCACGAGACACGGCACCGCCGCAAGCACCACCAAUGCCCCAAGCUACUCAGAACAACACACCCCCGUCUUCCGUCGCCAGCCCGCCUGCGUCGUCCUUGACCAGCCCCCAUCCUGGACACGGCGAUACCGAAACCAAGAACCCGUUCCUGAAGAAGAUGGCCAUGUCCAGCCAAGAAAACAGCGCCAUCUCUACACCACCACUCCCGUCAAGCACCAGCGAAGUCUCCACCAACCCAUUCCACCGUCUCACCCAAGAGAACGCCAACAAGGCCACGAUUCCUACAUUCAACGAGCCCGUCGCCGCCCCCGCUCGCACACGAGGCAGACAAGACGACGACGACUGGUCAGUCGUCGACUCGGACGACUCAUCCUCAGACGAAGAAGACGCUCCUUCAGGCGGCGCCAAACACCUCGCCUCCAUCCUCUUCGGCACCAUGGCACCACCGCGCCCACUCUCCUCACUCGACAACAAGGACUCCCGCUCUGGAAGCCCAGCCGUAACCUCACCUCCCUCAGGCGCCCCACCACCUCCACCAAUGCCUACAGGCUCUGUACCCCCGCCGCCUCCCGGCCCGCCUCCACCCCCCGGUGCGGGAGCCCCUCCCCCGCCACCAAUGCCCUCGAUGAGAGCGCCCGGUGGAGUGCCCAGUCGCGGCGCGCUUCUUGGCGAGAUCACGGCUGGCAAGGGCUUGCGCAAGGUGGAGACUAAGGAUAGGAGUACGUCGUCGACUGCUGGUCGGGUUUUGUAGGAUUUGAGGAUGGGCAUGGAAUGGGGUGUAAUUGUAGUUCGCGUUUUUUGUUGGGUCUGCUGAUAAUGGGAAAUGCAAAUUCAAAUCGUAUAUAUUUUGUUCUUGUCGCUUGUUGACUUGUUGACUUGUGGUUUUGGGUUGGAGUGAGUGAUGUGUGUGCUGGGGAAUGAAGUGAGAUGUUUCCUUGUUGUUACGCUGCUUGGACACUUCCUGUUCUGUCUCUGUAGAUGUCCUGGUAUGCUUCUAGUUGUAAAGGUGGCUUUGAUGUCCAUGUCGCUUUUCUGAAGGAGAUGGAUGGACACAUUGCAAGAUGAGUAGGAGUCAACAGGCACCAAGAACGCAAAAUGGAGUAAAGAGUUGGUUG